AUGAAUGAGAAGACUGGUCUUCACGAAGAGUCCCGUCCUAAGCGGGAUACAUCUGGCUCACUUGACCUGGCCCCCACCCAUAUUACCUUUACUCAGUCGUUCAGCUAUGCCACCAAAUAUACCAAUGAGAAAAACUGGAUCGGCAUCUACUCUUCUGGCAGCACUGGUCCUGACAACGAGACUUACACAGAAGACUCCCUAUCGUGGGAAUAUGCUCCAGGUGAAAAGGGAACGGUGCAGCUAUCAACUGCCAAUCUCCCUCCAGGCCAAUACAAGGCCUACUUUCUUGCCAAUGAGGGCUACAAGUGGCUAGCCAAGCCUGUCGUAUUCAAGGUCGCGAAUCCCUGGGGCUCGAUUUCGAUUCGUGACGAUGACCCUCUGCUCACCUUCAACUAUUCGACUCCGCUUCCAGAUCCCCAAAACUGGAUUGGCAUUUACAACUCCUUUGGCGGUGGCCCAGAGUCACAAAAGUUCAUCAGUGGCUCCUUGACUUGGGCUUAUGCCCCUGAUAAGAAUGGGACUGUCAAGGUCGAUGCCUCUGCUUUGCAGCCAGGUCUGGGAUAUCGAGCCUUCUUCCUUGCCAAAGGCGGAUACAAGUGGCUUGCAAACCCCAUUGACAUCGUCAAACCCGGAAAGGGUCCGUUGACCUUUAUUGUUGACCAGCUAACUACACACAAUGCUCGGGCGGGUGAGCCUUUCCAGGCUACCCUCAGCGGAAUGCUAGAAAACCCACGCGAUCCAGACAGCAAGUUCGCCAAGGGCAAGUAUAGCGCUACGGAUACAAGCACACAUGACUGGGUCAACAUAUCUGCCGACGGAAUUAUCAGUGGUACACCACCCAAGGCAUCCGGAAACACGACAACUAAAUUCGUUGUCGAGGCUUUGGGAUCCGAUGGAUCUACUGCCGAGAUUACGGUAAUAAUCCCCGUCGUCCCGCAGGGCGAGCCUUUGGUCAAGGAACUGACCAUCUUGUCGUUCAACCUGUGGUUCGGAGGUACACCCGUGAAGGACUACCACGCCAAGCAGGUUCGCUUCAUCACAAACGCCAGAGCAGACAUUGUUGGACUCCAAGAGAGCACCGGAGGACAUGCAAUUCGCCUCGCAAAAGCCAUGGGCUGGGACUAUUGGCAGGGAGACGACGUUGGUAUCAUUUCUCGAUACCCCAUGGUCGAACAGUAUGCUCCUAUCGAGAGAUGUGGCGCUGUACGCAUAGCCUUGGACAGGGGCCAGGAAAUAAACUUUUGGAAUUGUCAUUUGGGCUACACGCCAUAUGGUCCAUACGACUUUUGCUUUGACCACCUGUCCCCGGAGGAGGUUCUCAAGAACGAGAUCAAGUCUCGUCGUACGCCUCAGAUCAUUAAUAUCAUGAAGCACAUGCAGGACCAUCUCUCACAAUCCAGCAAGACCCCCGUCAUCUUCACCGGUGACUUCAACGCGCCGUCACACCUUGACUGGACAAAUGCAACCAAGAAGCUUCACUGUGGACAGGGAUACUUCCCCUGGCCGACCUCAAAGCAUCCCAUUGAUGCAGGCCUAAUUGAUUCCUUCCGAGAAGUCCACAGUGACCCGUUGGUUCAACCCGGCCUCACGUGGUCGCCCAUUUAUCUAGACAACGGAGGGCGGACUGAACCCAAAGAUCGCAUCGACUUUAUCUACCACAAGGGCCUCAAGACUCAUUCAUCGGAAGCUGUUGUGGUUGGCCAGCCCAAAGCACAGCCGGACCACUAUCAUAACGAGUGGCCAUCGGACCACGCCGCCGUUAAGACAGUCUUUAAAGUAGAGAAGAGUAGCUCUGCUGGACGGGGCAACUCCCGCGUCCUCUGGGGCGUGGUCAGCGCCAUAAUUGCCGCGACAGCUGCGUGUGCUUCGUGGAUUGUAUGCGCUUGUGUCGGCAAGCGCAAGUCGGAUAAGAAUUUCGAUGAGAAGGGCAGGAGGGACAUCGAUUCGGGCGAUUCAUCUGCAUAG
Messenger RNA from Metarhizium robertsii ARSEF 23, 1965 nucleotides. RefSeq names its product exonuclease III. The coding region runs from base 1 to 1965 and encodes 654 amino acids. NCBI's taxonomy places the organism in Eukaryota, Fungi, Ascomycota, Sordariomycetes, Hypocreales, Clavicipitaceae. The transcript has a single exon. The record is from RefSeq and is a predicted model, not a curated record. Gene Ontology annotation, cellular component: membrane. Gene Ontology annotation, molecular function: catalytic activity; calcium ion binding.